CUGUACCGGCAGUGAGCGUGCGCGCGCGAGAGAGAGAACGAUUGAACGAGUGAGUAAGCGAGUAAGCGCUCGUGCUCUUCUUGUCUGCCUGUACGGUUGAACAGUGUUAGCAUUAGCGCGCGCUUCAGGCUCCCAGUGCGUUCUCACUUUUCCGCGCGGGUUCCGCUCAUCUGCACGCGCGGACAGUACAUUCAGUACGAGCUUGGGCGCGUCUCAAAUCCAUCUCACGAGACACAAUGUCCGCCAAAGCCAUCUCGGAGCAGACAGGGAAGGAGUUCCUGUACAAACACAUCUGCACCACCGCGGCCAUCCAGAACCGCUUCCUGUACGCCAGCGUUACGGCCGAGACCGACUGGGAGCGACUCGCUCAGGACCAUCCAUGGCUCCUCAAACAGCGACUGGUUGUAAAGCCUGAUCAGCUGAUCAAGCGCAGGGGGAAGCUGGGCCUGGUGGGUGUCGACCUCGACCUCCACGGUGUUCGUGAUUGGCUCAGGUCACGCAUGAUGAAAGAAACCACAGUCGGAAAGGCGACGGGCAUCCUGAAGAAAUUCCUCAUCGAGCCGUUUGUGCCGCACUCACAGGAGGAGGAGUUUUACGUGUGUAUCUACGCCACACGUGAGGGAGAUCAUGUGCUUUUCCAUCACGAAGGAGGUGUGGACAUCGGGGACGUCGACUCCAAAGCGCAGCGCCUGAUGGUCGGCGUGGACGAGAAACUCACGUUGACCGCGGUGACCGAGAACCUGCUCACACACGUCCCUGAGGAGAAGAAAGAGGUUUUGGCCAGUUUUAUCGUCGGACUCUUUAACCUGUACGAGGAUUUGUACUUCACCUAUCUGGAGAUCAACCCGCUCGUUGUCACACAGGAAGGUGUGUAUGUACUGGACAUGGCGGCCAAAAUUGACGCCACCGCCGAUUUCAUCUGUAAACCGAAGUGGGGCGAUGUGGAGUUCCCUCCUCCGUUUGGCAGAGAAGCCUAUCCCGAGGAAGCCUACAUAGCAGAUCUGGAUGCUAAGAGCGGCGCAAGUCUUAAACUCACCCUGCUGAACCCCAGAGGCCGAAUCUGGACCAUGGUGGCGGGAGGAGGAGCUUCCGUUGUCUACAGUGACACUAUCUGUGACCUGGGCGGAGUGAACGAGCUGGCGAACUAUGGCGAGUACUCUGGCGCUCCAAGUGAACAGCAGACAUAUGACUACGCCAAGACCAUCCUCUCGCUCAUGACUCGUGAGAAACACCCCGACGGUAAAGUUCUGAUCAUUGGAGGAAGCAUCGCUAACUUCACAAAUGUUGCAGCAACAUUUAAGGGCAUUGUGAGAGCCAUUAAGGACUACCAGGGUCCUCUGAAGGAGCAUGAGGUCACUAUUUUUGUGCGUCGAGGUGGACCGAAUUACCAAGAAGGCCUAAGGGUGAUGGGGGAAGUCGGAAAGACCACUGGGAUUCCCAUCCAUGUCUUCGGCACCGAGACUCACAUGACCGCCAUCGUUGGCAUGGCCCUAGGACAUCGCCCGAUCCCAAAUCAGCCGCCGGUUGCCGCGCACACUGCCAAUUUCCUGCUUAACUCGAGCAGCAGUGCCGCGACUCCAGCAGCGACCAGAACUGCUUCAUUUUCUGAGCACACACCUAACAACGACAUCACACCUGCUAAAAAGCCCAAACCCGGAGUUCCACCAGUGUCCUCUCUCUACCAAACUCGGUCGGUGAAGAGUGCAUGCAGCACCAGAGUCAAAGAGCGCAAGAGAACAGCAGAGCGGAGCAGAGCUAAAGCUACAACUCUGUUCAGUAAGUCCACCAAGUCGUUAGUGUGGGGGAUGCAGACACGAGCGGUUCAGGGAAUGCUGGACUUCGACUACGUCUGUUCUCGUGACGAGCCCUCGGUAGCUGCCAUGGUUUAUCCUUUCACAGGAGACCACAAGCAGAAGUUCUACUGGGGUCACAAGGAGAUCCUGCUCCCCGUUUAUAAGAACAUGGCCGACGCUAUGAGGAAGCACCCGGAGGUGGACGUCCUGAUCAGCUUUGCGUCUCUCCGCUCGGCCUUCGACAGCACUAUGGAGACCAUGAACUACCCCCAGAUCCACACUAUAGCAAUCAUAGCCGAGGGAAUCCCUGAGGCGCUCACACGGAAACUCAUCAAAACGGCAGAUGAAAAAGGGGUCACCAUCAUCGGCCCAGCCACGGUGGGCGGGAUUAAGCCGGGCUGCUUUAAGAUUGGGAACACUGGCGGGAUGCUGGACAACAUCCUGGCGUCGAAGCUGUAUCGCCCUGGCAGCGUGGCAUACGUGUCCCGCUCGGGGGGCAUGUCUAACGAGCUCAACAACAUCAUCUCUCGCACAACGGACGGCGUGUACGAGGGCGUGGCCAUCGGCGGAGACAGAUAUCCCGGAUCAACCUUCAUGGACCACGUGCUGCGAUAUCAGGACACGCCCGGGGUGAAGAUGAUCGUGGUGCUUGGAGAGAUCGGCGGUACAGAUGAGUAUAAAAUCUGUGAGGGCAUUAAGGAGGGCAGGAUCACUAAACCUGUGGUGUGCUGGUGUAUCGGUACCUGCGCCACACUCUUCUCCUCCGAGGUGCAGUUUGGCCAUGCGGGUGCGUGCGCUCAUCAGACCUCGGAGACGGCUAUGGCGAAGAAUGAGGCGCUAGCGGAGGCCGGGGUUUACGUUCCCAAGAGCUUUGAUGAGCUUGGAGACGUCAUCAGGACGGUGUACGAGGAACUGGUGGCGAGUGGCGUUAUUGUUCCUGCGCAGGAAGUUCCCCCUCCCACAGUGCCGAUGGAUUACUCCUGGGCCAGGGAGCUGGGUCUGAUCCGUAAGCCAGCCUCCUUCAUGACGAGUAUCUGUGACGAGCGAGGUCAGGAGUUGAUCUACGCUGGGAUGCCCAUCACUGAGGUCUUUAAGGAGGAGAUGGGUUUAGGUGGAGUUCUCGGCCUGCUCUGGUUCCAGCGGAGGUUGCCCCGGUACGCGUGUCAGUUCAUUGAGAUGUGUCUGAUGGUGACGGCGGAUCACGGUCCCGCUGUAUCCGGAGCUCACAACACCAUCGUGUGUGCUCGUGCUGGGAAAGACCUCGUCUCCAGCCUCACAUCCGGCCUGCUCACCAUUGGCGAUCGGUUCGGUGGUGCUCUGGACGCAGCUGCUAAACAGUUCAGUAAGGCGUUCGACAGCGGCAUGCUGCCCAUGGAGUUUGUCAACAAGAUGAAGAAAGACGGCAAACUCAUCAUGGGCAUCGGACAUCGUGUCAAAUCAAUUAAUAAUCCAGAUAUGAGAGUGCAGAUCCUAAAGGACUUUGUAAAGCAGCACUUCUCCGCCACACAACUGCUGGACUACGCUCUGGAUGUGGAGAAGAUUACCACCUCCAAGAAGCCAAAUCUGAUCCUGAACGUAGACGGUUUUAUCGGCGUGGCGUUUGUGGACUUGUUGCGAACUUGUGGAGGAUUCACUCGAGACGAGGCGGACGAGUUCGUGGAAAUUGGCGCUCUAAACGGGAUUUUCGUUCUGGGACGCAGCAUGGGCUUCAUCGGUCACUACCUGGACCAAAAGCGGUUGAAACAGGGCCUGUACCGGCACCCAUGGGACGACAUCUCCUACGUGCUUCCUGAGCACAUGUCCAUGUGACCGUCAUGGCUGCUGUUUUAUGUCUCUAACCCUAUGGGAAGUGUUUCAUUCAGAGUAUAAACCGGAGGUGGCGGGAGAAUUAAGUGCGCUAGUCAUAUUUACAUGCCAAUUAGGGAACACUUAUUUAACUUCUGACCCUGCAUCUCCGUGCUGCACCUUGCACGCACAUGUGCACAAUAACACGCACGCACGUACGUCGACUUCCCCUUGUACUUUUUGCGCUUUAGCAACUUUUUACUCACACACUCCAGCAGCAAGAACACUAAAGCCUGCUAGCAAGAAAACCAACUGGUUAUGUGUAACGAUCAGCUGGUUCCGAAAGUAACCCUGUAGUUGACUGCUUAACAUGAUAAUGGCUACCAGAUAACUACUCAGCUUGAUAACUAGCACUCAAGCAUACUAACUGGGAUCAUGGCUUACUAUGUUGUUAAUUAAUUAGCUUAAGAACUGGUCGACUUGCAAAUAGCUAACUUAAACGACAUUCCUGUUAGUAUACUUUUAGUUCAAUCAAAAUUAACUGAAGCUCAAUUUUUUACAAACUUUGAUAACAAGCUGACUAGCAGAAGCUGUUUAAUGGAUGUAUGCUAGCUAAUUAAAAGCUAGUUAUCAGUGUGAUUUAAUAGAUGCUUUCACAACUAACGUUUGCCAAUCACUUUUAUUAUCUAGUGUGACAACUAGCUUGGAUUAUGACCACUUGUAUUGCUAACAGGAAGCUAGUUAUUAAUACGGCUAGUUUUCACAGUAGGUCAUAAGUAGGAGUAGUAGGAGUAGGAGUAUCUGAGUAGGAAGUUCUCUAACAGUUAUGAAACCAGAUGAUAAGAUGGCACUAAUAACUAGCCUCCUGUUAACUACCGUAAUAACAAGGCUGGUAACUAGUGGUCUUGCUAACCAUGAUAACUAGCCGGCUUCAUAACUAGCUUGUUAGAUUGAUAAAUGUUUAGUGCCAGGUUGCAAAGCAUUCUGGGUCAUUCUUUUGGGCUUGAAGUUGACGAGGGGAAGAUGACUUUUUUUCUAUAAGGAUUUCUUUUUUAAAGUUUAGUUUAUUUCUCACACACACACUCUCUCUUACACACACUCCUGCUUUACUCAGUAAUAAAUAUAAUAAAAGCAGCUUGCACACUUGUAGCUUUGUGUCUGGGUUUAGGUCAGUUUAUGCUUGUUACUGAAACUGGAAGAAAAAUAAUUUAAUGUCUGAUGUUACUAUGUUUGAGAUUGAGGGGGAGAAAGACUGAUUGAUGUGUUACAGAUUCAUGUGUUAGAGCCUCUCUGCAUGAUCUAAUACUUUUCUAAUCACGCAACCCACUUCCUGUUUGUUUGUUUGCUGUUUGGGUAAGACUGGGAUUCUCCGUUACAGCUCUGUUUUUAAAUUUCCCUAUUUAAAUAUCAAAUCAAACAGCUUUUUGCUAUGUCAUAUUUUUUUUCUUUCUUUUUCUUAUUUAAAAUACAUGCCUAAAACUGUAAUAUUGUAGAAUAUAAUAAAGUAAUUCUUGGUUAUA
This is a messenger RNA of Clarias gariepinus (North African catfish), 5098 nucleotides long. RefSeq names its product ATP-citrate synthase-like. The record is from RefSeq and is a predicted model, not a curated record. Gene Ontology annotation, biological process: fatty acid biosynthetic process; citrate metabolic process; tricarboxylic acid cycle. Bases 237 to 3602 code for a protein of 1121 amino acids. Gene Ontology annotation, cellular component: cytosol. The transcript has 30 exons. Lineage: Eukaryota; Metazoa; Chordata; Actinopteri; Siluriformes; Clariidae. Gene Ontology annotation, molecular function: ATP citrate synthase activity.